Prunus armeniaca (apricot) is the source of this 831-nucleotide messenger RNA. The record is from the annotation of a GenBank genome assembly. NCBI's taxonomy places the organism in Eukaryota, Viridiplantae, Streptophyta, Magnoliopsida, Rosales, Rosaceae.
AUGGAGGCGUUACCCAUCCCCACGGACACGUUCAAGCUAGGGUUCAUCGGAGCAGGUAAAAUGGCGGAGAGCAUCGCCAGAGGGAUCGUCCGAUCGGGCGUUCUGCCUCCAAAUCGCAUCUCUACGUUCCACGCUAACCCCAUUCGACGCCAAGCCUUCGAGUCCUUCGGCGUCGAGCUCCUCCUCAAAAACGACGACGUGGUGGAAGAGAGUGAUAUCGUCAUUUUCUCUGUCAAACCUCAAGUUGUUAAAGAUGUAGUUUUGCAGUUGAGGCCACUUCUUUCCAAAAAGAAGCUGCUAGUUUCAAUUGCUGCUGGAGUCAAAUUGAAAGAUCUGCAGGAGUGGGCUGGUAACAGCCGAUUUAUUAGGGUAAUGCCAAACACUCCUUCUGCUGUUGGUGAGGCAGCAUCAGUUUUGAGCUUGGGAGUAGGUGCAACAGAACAAGAUGGAGACCUAAUAGCUAAAUUAUUUGGAUCAGUAGGAAAGACGUGGAAAGCUGAUGAAAAAUUGUUUGAUGCAGUUACUGGCGUUAGUGGCAGUGGUCCUGCAUAUAUAUAUUUGGCGAUAGAGGCUUUGGCAGAUGGAGGAGUUGCUGCAGGUCUACCUCGAGAACUUGCACUGGGUCUAGCAUCUCAAACUGUAUUAGGAGCAGCAUCUAUGGUUACUAGUACUGGGAAGCAUCCAGGUCAGCUAAAGGAUGAUGUAACAUCACCUGCUGGAACUACUAUUGCUGGCAUUCAUGAGCUGGAGAAGGGCGGGUUUCGUGGAAUACUGAUGAAUGCAGUCCUCGCUGCUGCCAGACGCAGUCGAGAAUUUUCGCAGAGCCAGUGA